CCCAGCCGCGCCGUACCCAAAGCUCUCUCGAAACCCUAGCCGCCACCAUCCACCAAGGCACCAACCCACAGCACACAUCACACGUACGCGCCGACGGCGUACGCCAUGCAGCGCGCCGCCGUAAGGUUCGCUUCCAUGGCCGGUCGCCGCUUCGCUGCGUCGGCCACCCGCCCGGGGCUCCCAACUGGCGCGGCUCCUCUUUGGCCUGCCGCGGCGGUGGUCAACGGUACCACGCGAUUAUCCAUCCAGCCAGCUUUUGCUGCUGCCGCGGCGGCUCUGUGUGCCCGGCGCGGUUACGCGGGCAGGUCUCUGAAGACGAAGACGGUCAGCAAGGAGGAGGAGGAGGAGGACGACGACGACGGCGGCGGCGGCGGCGACUUCUUCGAUAUGUCCUGCGACGAGGACUCCGACGACGACUCCGACAGCGACGAUUUGGAGGACGCUGAUCUGUAUGCUUCCGGAAGUGACGAGUAGGAACCAGUGAAGAAGCGCGGGAGGUGCUGACUGCUGAGAGCUCGGCUCCGUCGAGAGAUUUUGUUGUUUCGUUUCUUUCUCGAGAUGGAGAACAAAAUAAGCCAUGCCAUUUUACCACCAGGCAUGCUCAACAUUAAGUUGUAGUAUGCUACAAGAAAAUUGUUUGUAGUACCUAAAUUUCAGCUUGUUGAAUCGUCAAUUUAUUGAAUUUCAGAGUGA
This is a messenger RNA of Triticum aestivum (bread wheat), 693 nucleotides long. Its product is annotated as zinc finger protein hangover. NCBI's taxonomy places the organism in Eukaryota, Viridiplantae, Streptophyta, Magnoliopsida, Poales, Poaceae. The transcript has a single exon. The record is from RefSeq and is a predicted model, not a curated record. Bases 106 to 474 code for a protein of 122 amino acids.